AUGAACAAGAACAAGGAGUUGAUUGGGCGUGCAUACCAGCCUUCGAGGAAGCUCGGCUGCCUCCUCGGCGGCGGCGCGGCGUACUGCGGCGGCGCCAUCACCGGCGGGCCCUGGUUCAAGCAGCAAGAUGGUGUUUCUACAUUGGAUAUAAUGAUACGAAAAAGUCUUUACUGGCCCGAUGGAAAAUGUAUGCGUUCAAAAUCAUGUGCGAUGCAGAGAAACAAUGAUCAAAUGUGCCGAUUGGUUCAAGCCUUGGUGGACAAGUAUAACGAGGAUCACCAUCUUUUGGUGGAUCUCGUAUAUGAAGUCAAAGACGUUUUGAGCUGCAACCCAAUUUCUGAGGAUGGCUCAUGUUACUAUCAUCUCAAUUUCAUUGCAAAUUCUAAAGCAAUAGAUGAUUCAGACAACAGCAUCAGCAAUAUAUUCUUUGCGGAAGCGAAACAUUUGAAUCGAGGUAGACAUAGUGAAGUGUUUGUCUGCUGUUUCUGCAAAGUUAAUCCAAUUGAUAAAGGUCAACACUGCAAUGGUUGCACCAUCCUUGGAGAGAUUGAUAUGAAGCACCCUGAUAGUUCUGCGGAGUUAGCUGCUGGCCACUUGGAUCCACAUACUCAGUUUGGUGGACAAAUGGAAGCCAUAAAAGAUCAUUGGAUCGAGUCCGAAGAUGCUGAGCUGAGAAAGAUGUACAAGGGCAUUGACGAUCCACGCGUUAUCGAGAGACUAUUCACGCUCCCUCCGGGGGUAACAAUUGUGCGAGACUGA
Messenger RNA from Panicum hallii, 759 nucleotides. RefSeq lists its product as uncharacterized. The coding region runs from base 1 to 759 and encodes 252 amino acids. The record is from RefSeq and is a predicted model, not a curated record. The transcript has 6 exons. NCBI's taxonomy places the organism in Eukaryota, Viridiplantae, Streptophyta, Magnoliopsida, Poales, Poaceae.